Molecule: messenger RNA, 1583 nt
Organism: Ipomoea triloba (trilobed morning glory)
Lineage: Eukaryota; Viridiplantae; Streptophyta; Magnoliopsida; Solanales; Convolvulaceae
Product: probable galacturonosyltransferase-like 3
Exons: 1
Coding region: 91-1101 (336 amino acids)
Cellular component (GO): Golgi apparatus
Molecular function (GO): glycosyltransferase activity
Source: RefSeq, a predicted model, not a curated record
UUCCUGUGCAUUUAAUUGUUUCACCUUGUCUCCACUCUCCAGCAUUCAUAGUUUCUGUUUGGUUUCUCGACGAACCAAACAAUUAUCACAAUGGCAUCUCAUCACCACCAUCUCCUAACAACCGUCCUCCUCUUCCUACUCGCCGCCGCCGCUUCCACGGAGCAGCCCAAAUUCCGGGAAGCUCCAGCAUUCCGAAACGGAAAGGAUUGCCCGGCGGCGGACCCUUCAACGACAAUCCACAUAGCCAUGACUCUUGACUAUUCCUCCCCUUACCUCCGGGGCUCCAUCGCCGCCGUUCUCUCCGUUCUCCAGCACGCCGGAUGCCCGGAAAACAUGUUCUUCCACUUCCUCGCCGUCCACCGACACUUCCGGGACCUUAACGCCACCAUCGUCUCCACCUUCCCGUACCUCAAUUUUCGGCUCUACCGCUUCAACCCGGCCCUCGUUCGCCACCUCAUCUCCUCCUCCAUCCGCCGAGCGCUCGACCAGCCUCUCAAUUACGCGCGCAUCUACCUCGCCGAUCUCCUCCCCGCCACUGUUACCCGCGUUAUCUACUUCGAUUCCGACCUCAUCGUUGUGGACGACGUCGAGAAGCUCUGGGGAAUCGACCUCGAUUCCCACGUCCUCGGAGCCCCGGAAUACAGCCACGCCAACUUCACCCCCUACUUCACUCCCCAUUUCUGGUCCCACCCUUUAUUCUCCUCCAUCUUCGAUAACCGGAACCCCUGCUAUUUCAAUACUGGCGUUAUGGUCAUCGAUCUCACCCGGUGGAGAGCCGGCGGGUACACCCAGAAGCUGGAGCACUGGAUGCGGGUCCAGAAGCGGUUCCGGAUUUACAAUCUGGGCUCUCUCCCGCCGUUUCUGCUGGUGUUCGCCGGGAAUGUGAAGCAAGUGGAGCACCGGUGGAACCAGCACGGGCUCGGCGGGGAUAAUCUGGAAGGUCUUUGCCGGGAUCUUCAUCCGGGGCCGGUGAGCCUCCUCCAUUGGAGCGGAAAAGGGAAGCCAUGGCUAAGGCUCGAUUCCAAGAAACCUUGUCCGUUGGAUGGCCUGUGGGCCCCAUACGAUCUAUUCCGUCACGGGUCCCUGUUUUCCGAUAGCUGAUGCGAUGCACGCGAUCAAAACCCACCAGUCUGCACAACAAUAAUAAUUGUAUAGUAGUGAGUGUGAGCUGGCGACAGUGUGACUGAGGGGCGGGAAAUGACGGAUGAGGGCACGGGCGGCGAGUGUUUGGUUGCUUUUUCAGAAGGGCAGUCUUGGAACCCCGUGAAAUUCUAUCUGCAUCUUCAGUCAAAGACGAUUUUAGCCCUAUUGGUUUUUGGCGUUUGGCCGUCGGUGGUGGUUUCUUGGGGAGUAAAAGUGUAAAUAGAAUAGUGCUUUUCCUGUGGGAGUGGCGGUGGUUGGGUAUGUAAAGAUUCUAUGUCGUUAUCAGAAGGAUGUUUUUAAUUUUGUUGGUGGGACACACGGACAGUGCCCACUGGGUAUAACUAAUAAUACAUUUUCUUAAUUGGAUUAAUGUUUUUUUUUAGAAAAAUUGUAAUUUUUGUCCCUAAUUUAUAGAGAAAUUCAUUAUUAAUGGUUGAUUA